ACAAAUGUGCCGUUUAAUAUUGCGGUGGAGAAAAUGUUACUCCACCCUUGCCAUCACUGCAAAUUCGAAGAUUGUGGAAUAUGCACGGUUGGGCCAAAUUAACAAUGCCCGAAGGGUUUUUGAUCAAAUGCCCCACAAAGGUGUUGUCUCCUGGAAUUCCAAUGCUGGCUACUUCCAAAACAAACAGCCUAGUGAAGCCCAGCGGCUCUUCGAUCAAAUGCCUGAUAGAAAUUUAGUUUCUUGGAAUGGACUGAUUUCAGGCUAUGUAAAGAAUGGGAUGGUGGACGAAGCCAGAAAGGUUUUUGAUGAUAUGUCCGAAAGGAAUGUUGUCUCGUGGACUGCAAUGGUUAGAGGGUAUGUGGAGGAGGGGCUGGUAUCAGAGGCUGAGGCUCUCUUUUGGCAAAUGCCUGAAAAGAAUGUGGUUUCGUGGACUGUCAUGUUGGGUGGGUUGAUACAACAGGGUAGAAUGGAGGAGGCACAGAGGCUUUAUGAUAUGAUGCCCGUGAAGGAUGUCGUGGCAAGAACAAGUAUGAUUGGUGGGUUGUGUCAGGAAGGUUGGUUGGGUGAAGCUCGAGAGAUUUUUGACAAUAUGCCCCAUAGAAAUGUGUUUUCGUGGACUUCAAUGAUCUCAGGAUAUGCACAAAAUGGGAAGGUGGAUUUGGCUAGGAAGCUUUUUGAGGUCAUGCCUGAGAAGAAUGAGGUGUCAUGGACUGCUAUGCUGAUGGGAUUCAUUCAGAGUGAAAGAAUUGAAGAGGCAUUGGAGCUCUUCGAUGCAAUGCCUAUUAAAUCAGUUGUUGCUUGUAAUGCAAUGAUACUUGGGUUAGGCAAGAAUGGGAAGGUCACUAGAGCAAGGAGGAUAUUUGAUUCCAUGAGGGUGAAGGAUGAUGCUGCAUGGACUGCAAUGAUUAAGGUUUAUGAGAGAAAAGGGUUUGAUUUGGAGGCCUUUGAUAUGUUUCGCUGUAUGCAAAGACAAGGUCUUAGACUGAACUUCCCAUCAUUGAUAAGUGUGCUUUCUGUGUGUGCUAGUCUAGCAAGUGCCGAUCAUGGUAGGCAGAUUCAUGCUCAGUUGCUCAGAUCUAAAUUCGAUGAUGAUGUAUAUGUUUCCUCUGUAUUGAUAACAAUGUAUGUGAAAUGCGGCGACCUUAUCAAAGCAAAGCAAGUGUUUGACAGAUUUUCUCUGAAGGAUGUAGUCAUGUGGAAUUCUAUAAUAACAGGAUAUGCCCAACAUGGCUUAGCAGAUGAAACCCUGCAAGCAUUCGAUGAAAUGUGUUCUCUAGGCAUUGCAGCAGAUGCUGUUACUUUUGUUGGAGUUCUCUCAGCUUGCAGUUACACUGGAAAAGUCAAAGAAGGGAAAGAAAUCUUUGAGGCUAUGAAAUCCAAAUAUUUGGUAGAUUCUGGAACUGAACACUAUGCGUGUAUGGUUGAUCUGCUUGGCCGUGCUGGUCAUUUGGUUGAGGCUAUGGAUAUGAUUAACAAGAUGCCAGUAGAAGCAGAUGCAAUUGUUUGGGGUUCUUUCAUGGCAGCAUGUAGGAACCACAUGAACUUGGACUUGGCAGAAGUGGCAGCAAAGCAACUUCUGCAGCUUGAGCCACAAAAUGCCGGACAUUAUGUUCUGCUUUCCAAUAUUUUUGCCUCUAAAGGCAAAUGGGGGGAUGUGGCAAAACUGAGGAAGCACAUGCGGUUGAGGAAGGUUAGCCGCUCGCCUGGUUGUAGCUGGAUUGAGGUUGAUAAGAAAGUGCAUACGUUUACUGGUGGUGAGUACAUGCCGCAUCCAGAGCAUCCAAUGAUUGUCGAGAAGUUGGAGAGCUUAGCUGCAUUGCUAAGGGAAGCUGGAUAUGUCCCUGAUGGCAGCUUCGUCCUGCAUGAUUUGGAUGAAGAAGAGAAGGUACGAAGCCUGGGACAUCACAGUGAAAAGUUGGCUAUUGCAUAUGGACUUCUGAAGUUGCCUGGCAGAAUGCCUAUAAGAGUAAUGAAAAACCUCCGAGUUUGUGGAGACUGUCAUGUUGCUAUAAAGUUAAUUUCAAAAGUUACAGGAAGACUAAUUAUUUUGAGGGAUGCAAAUAGAUUUCAUCAUUUUAAGGACAGUGUAUGCUCUUGCAAUGAUUAUUGGUGAACCUUGAAACCUCAUCCUGAAAAGUCAUUCUGGUAGCUUUGCAGAGAAUUGGUCAGAGCAUGACCAGUGCCUGCCUAAAGACAGAUUUUGUACCUGUGCCUGCCUAAAGACAGAUCGAAAUCAUACGAUCGAAGUCAUUCUUGAUCUGUACUUUUGACGGUAAUGGGUUUAGUUCUGACAUUUGAGAUGUUGAUUAGUAGUAUGAUUUUUGGAAAAGUUGAUUCUGUUGCAUAUGUCCUACUAGUGUUGUCUUUUGUUUAUUUGGUGAUUGAAGACUAGUGAACUAUUCUUUCCAACU
Molecule: messenger RNA, 2411 nt
Organism: Coffea eugenioides
Lineage: Eukaryota; Viridiplantae; Streptophyta; Magnoliopsida; Gentianales; Rubiaceae
Product: pentatricopeptide repeat-containing protein At1g56690, mitochondrial-like
Biological process (GO): RNA modification
Molecular function (GO): protein binding; RNA binding; zinc ion binding
Source: RefSeq, a predicted model, not a curated record